Molecule: messenger RNA, 3321 nt
Organism: Sparassis crispa
Lineage: Eukaryota; Fungi; Basidiomycota; Agaricomycetes; Polyporales; Sparassidaceae
Exons: 13
Coding region: 1-3321 (1106 amino acids)
Biological process (GO): GPI anchor biosynthetic process
Cellular component (GO): endoplasmic reticulum
Molecular function (GO): hydrolase activity
Source: RefSeq, a predicted model, not a curated record
AUGGUGUACUUUCCGAGGCAUGCAAGGAGAUCAAGCCUGUUAUCACGUUUGAAUGCCGCGUUGCUGAGAUUUAAGCUCGUGAACUGGCUUCGUCUCAUCUGGUUAACAACUGUUCUAUGGGAUGAGCUAGGCAUCUUCCACCUUAGUCUGGCUUUUUGCAAGUGGCCAGAUGACGACCUGCCUCAGAAAGAAACACCUACUCAUGUGCUACUCGUCUCUGAACCUCAGGUUCGCUACAUUCCAGCGUCAAAGCGAACCUUGAUUGCUCGUCUUCGCAAUUUCUUCUACGAGCUUACACUCCAGAAGAAUUGGAGUUCGGUAAUUCGCUUGAAGCCUGACCUAGUGGUAUUUCUUGGAGACAUGAUCAAUUCCGUCAGAGCGCUCAAGACAGACACGGACUAUGAGUCGCAAUAUCGAAGAUUUAUGGAUAUAUUUCGUCUUCCUCCUGGCGUUUCGGCGUACUAUCUCCCUGGCAACAAUGAUGUAGGUCUGAAUAUAGACCUGGCAGACUCUCGUCAAGCGCGUCGUCAGUUCUCAACUCAUUUUGGGCCGUUGAAUCAACAAGUUCUCGUGCACAAUCACACAUUCGUGCUGAUAGACGCAUCCGGCCUUGUUGAAGAGGACUAUCAGCGUGCCGCACGAAACACAGAGUAUGACAAAUGGACUGCAAUCAACGGCGGUCCAGUACAUUUUGUCGAAACUCUGCGUGAACAACAAGUUCCUUGGCCCGUCUUGUUCACACAUAUUCCACUUUAUCGUCCUGAUACGGCCGCAUGUGGUCUCCUGCGCGAGCGAGGGACGAUUCGCCGAGGCGUCGGGCCUGGUUAUCAGAAUGUUUUGGGCAAAAAGACGACUAACUUCCUCCUGCAGACCAUCCAGCCUUCUAUCGUGUUCAGCGGAGAUGACAGAGACUACUGUGAAUAUACACAUGUCCCCUCUCUAAGCGCGAUAAUGGGUGACCAACGUCCUACUGACAUCCGCGAAGUCACUGUCAAGUCUUUCUCCCCGUAUCCCACCAUUCGUCGGCCUGGAUUUCAGCUGUUAUCACUGAUCUCUCCUCCCGCCCUGACAUCAUUGGACCCGUCUGUGUCGACGCACUCGCUCUCAGAUACGCCGUGUCUCCUACCGAACUACAUUGGCGUAUAUACUACGCAUUACCUUCCACUUCUCUUGAUGUCGACCGUCCUUCUGGCUUGCGCAAGACUGCACACAUUCCGCGGACCAGCGCUCCCUAUAAUUUUGGAUCCCCUGCAUUCACCGUCCCUGUCGAGCCCGGGAGUGUCACCGCGAUCGUCCUUCCCAAAUUCUGCUACGAUGCGUGAUGUCGGUCAACAAGGGGGCCUACGUACUCCCCGCACCCCUCACAUGAAUACGAGUGCAGUGCAUGGCAACGAUGACGAAGGAUCUAUAUCCACUUUCCGUGCGUGUCUCGUGGACGACGAAAAUCCCUCUCCGAUCGACAAAGACUACCCCCCCUAUUCUCCUCACUACAUGAUACACAAUGGGGAACGUGCCCAGUGGACCGGCGGUGCCGAUACGUUCCCCGGUCCAUUCAGGCACGAUCGUGUAUAUCGAGAGAACGAUCCCAACGUCGCCUCUCCCGCGCUCCCAGAUGCACCGGGACGAGAUAGCUGGCGUCUCUUGUAUCAUACCGGGUCCUUUGCGUCGCCUCCGCUGGAGGCUGCUGAACUCAGGAAAGCAAUGUCUAUCAACGCGCAGAAGGCGUGGAAUCACCCUCUUGGGUACUCUCAUGGACUUAUGGAGGGCCAUGUGGCCUCCACUGCUGCUAUGCGAGUGACCAUUCUGCAUCCUUAUUCUCUCCCAGUGGAAAGUCUGCGAAUAAUAUGGGUUGGGGUGAUCUUCUACUUCGAGCUCGGAACUUUCAAAAAUCAUGUAUCCUAUUGUCCGUGGCCCGACGUUGAUUCUACCACUUCUAAUACUAGGAGCUUUACACGCGUCCUAGUGAUUGCGGACCCCCAGAUUCUGGACAGUCGAUCAUACCCAGGACGCAACCCGUGGCUGAUGUCGCUGACCCAGCUGCUCGUCGAUUUGAAUAUGCGCAAGAGCUGGCAAGCUGCCCUACGUCUCACCCCGGAUGCAGUCAUUUUUCUUGGAGACAUGAUGGACGGCGGCCGACGCGCGAUCUCCCAUGACGAAUACGAGGCGUAUUAUAAGCGCUUCCGGGAUAUCUUUAGGACAUCCCAAGUACUACCGACGUACUAUGUGCCAGGUAACCACGACGUUGGAUUAGGCGCGUCUUCUGCGUUCUCUGAGAGCGCCGUAGAGCGUUACGUUACACAUUUCGGGAAAUUGAAUCAAGAGAUUGAGAUCGGUGGUCAUUCCUGCGUUCUCCUGGGCGCACCCGGUUUUGUCGAGGAGGAAGAGGAGAGAGUGAGGAGUGGCAUGGGCUACACGCAAUGGGCAGAUGCAAGGCCUGAGGGGACGAUUGCAUUCGUCCACGCUAUCUCAACACGGGAACGUCGCAACCCGCGCGUACUAUUCACGCAUGUCCCUCUUGCACGGCCUGCGGGGGCUUCUUGUGGACCACUUCGCGACCGUGGGACUAUCCGCAGUGGCAGAGGCCAUGGAUACCAGAAUACACUCAGCCCCGAAGCAUCGACAUUUCUCCUCCAAAGUCUCUAUCCUUCGCUCGUGCUGAGCGGCGAUGACCACGAUUACUGCGAAUACGCUCAUGAGAUUCCUGCAGAGAACGUCGGCUCUUCGAGUCCCGUUGCUGUGCGCGAAGCGACAGUCAGAUCCUUCUCAAUGGCCAUGGGUGUCCGUCGCCCUGGGUUUCAGCUCCUCUCGCUAGCCCCGCCUGCCUUUUCGUCAUCAUCGCAGCGCACGAUCGCAGACGCGCCAUGUCUGCUUCCCGACCAACUUGGGAUUUACCUGACGAUAUACGUCCCCUUACUACUGACCAGCCUGUUCAUACUGCUGGUCUCGAACGCGCACCGCGUGCGCACACGCAGGCGCUUCUGGACAGUCUGGGACGUGCGCGACGAGCCGCCCGAUCCGGAUGCUUGGCUCUCGUCCGCUACGUUGGAUGGCAGAGACGAUGAAGAGGAGAAGUUGAUUACACAUGCAACACUCCCGCCGCCUGAUUCGGCCUUCACCCAGCGCCCCACGCGGUUCUCUCUCGGCGCCGCAGGGCUGACCGCCCUGCUGCAGUAUGUGCAGGAAGGCGUGCACCGCGGUCGUGCCGAAUCGAAUGCAUGGCGGAACCGCGCGGGCUUCGUUCAUGGGUUUGUGAGGGAUGUGGCAGAAUUGGCGGCUAUGCCCCUCGUGAUCUUUGUGGUGAUUACGUGGUGGGUCUCCUAA